This is a messenger RNA of Fonsecaea erecta, 309 nucleotides long. RefSeq names its product glutaredoxin. Gene Ontology annotation, molecular function: glutathione disulfide oxidoreductase activity. The coding region runs from base 1 to 309 and encodes 102 amino acids. The transcript has 2 exons. Gene Ontology annotation, biological process: cellular response to oxidative stress. Gene Ontology annotation, cellular component: cytoplasm; nucleus. The record is from RefSeq and is a predicted model, not a curated record. Lineage: Eukaryota; Fungi; Ascomycota; Eurotiomycetes; Chaetothyriales; Herpotrichiellaceae.
AUGUCCGCCGCCAAACAAAAGGCUCAGCAGAUCAUCGACGAGAACCCCGUCGUGGUCUUCUCCAAGAGCUACUGUCCGUACUGCCGCGCCUCCAAGGCGCUGCUGAACGAUCUGCACGCCAAGUACUACUUGCUCGAGUUGGAUGAGAUUAACGAUGGUGCCGCCCUCCAGGACGCCCUCGAAGAAAUCACCGGCCAGCGCAGCGUCCCCAACAUCUUCAUCGACCACAAGCACAUCGGAGGCAACUCGGACCUCCAGGCCAAGAGGGCUCAACUCAACAACCUCUUGAGCGCCGCAGGUGCUCUUUAA